Penicillium bovifimosum is the source of this 651-nucleotide messenger RNA. RefSeq names its product putative mitochondrial export translocase Oxa2. Gene Ontology annotation, molecular function: membrane insertase activity. Lineage: Eukaryota; Fungi; Ascomycota; Eurotiomycetes; Eurotiales; Aspergillaceae. The transcript has a single exon. The record is from RefSeq and is a predicted model, not a curated record. The coding region runs from base 1 to 651 and encodes 216 amino acids. Gene Ontology annotation, cellular component: mitochondrial inner membrane. Gene Ontology annotation, biological process: mitochondrial respiratory chain complex IV assembly; protein insertion into mitochondrial inner membrane from matrix.
AUGCGUGACCAGCGAAAGCGAACUGCCGAGCUAUACAACCGUUGGGGUGUAUCCCGCAGCUACCGCCCUAUCAUGUUUCUACAAGUACCUGUCUUCAUUGCACUCAUGGAGAGUCUGCGCGGGAUGAGUGGAAACAACAGCGGCAUCUUCGCGUGGUUAUUUUCUCUCAUCGAACCGGCUCAAGAUCCUGCUUCCGCGACCCAGUCUCUGCAUCUGACCGUCGAGCCCACCUUUGCGACUGAAGGCGCCCUCUGGUUCCCGGAUUUAUUGGCUGGGGACCCUACAGGCGUGCUGCCAGCUCUUCUGACUGUGUCUAUAUUGUCAAAUGUCAUGCUUGGGUGGAAAACAAAGCCUCUGAAAGAGCUGUCUGAACUCCCGAAGCUACAAAUGUAUAAGGAAGCAACCUUCCGCGGUCUACGAGUCUUCGUCCAGGCUUUGGCAUGCUACGUUGGCUUAGCGGGCUUUGCUUCUGAGAUGCCAACUUCGCUCUUACUCUACUGGAUCACCAGUACCAAUGUUGCUACGCUGCAGACUUGGAUACUGGAGAACAAAGUGUUUAAACCGCCGACGCUUUACAAAUUCGAGAGAAAAUACGUCACUUUCAACAAGCCGGGAGUCGAUGAUCCCUUCCAGCUGAAGAACAUGCGCUGA